Trematomus bernacchii (emerald rockcod) is the source of this 330-nucleotide messenger RNA. RefSeq names its product small integral membrane protein 36 (gene smim36). Bases 1 to 330 code for a protein of 109 amino acids. Lineage: Eukaryota; Metazoa; Chordata; Actinopteri; Perciformes; Nototheniidae. The record is from RefSeq and is a predicted model, not a curated record. The transcript has a single exon.
AUGGGUUUUAUGGAAUUCUACCUGGAGAUUGACCCGGUGACCCUGAACCUCAUCAUCCUGGUGGCCAGUUAUGUCAUCCUGCUGCUCGUCUUCCUCAUUUCUUGCAUCCUGUACGACUGCCGGGGGAAAGACCCCACCAAGGAGUACGCUCCCGACAACACUCCGCCGCCGCCGCCCAGCCAGUCUCCGAUCCGCCUGGUCGUCAUGCAGAACUCGCCGGCCUCGUCGCGAUACGAGCCCAACAACACGCCGGCGAGCCACAGCGAGAUGCAGACGCCGGACCUGAGCCGCGAGCGAGCCGAGCGCGAGAAGAGGAGCACUCUGGUCUGA